CAUCCUCCAUCCUCCGCCUUCUUUCCAGCAGAAAUGGCGGCAGCUGCGGCGGCUCGAGUUAUGUUGUUACCCGCGGCGCGGCGGCGGCUCUGGGGUUUCAGCGAGAGUCUCUUGAUCCGCGGCGCUGCGGGACGGUCAUUAUAUUUUGGAGAGAACAGAUUACGAAGUACACAGGCUGCUACCCAAGUUGUUCUGAAUGUUCCUGAAACAAGAGUAACAUGUUUAGAAAGCGGACUCAGAGUGGCUUCGGAAGACUCUGGGCUCUCAACAUGCACAGUUGGACUCUGGAUUGAUGCUGGAAGUAGAUAUGAAAAUGAGAAGAAUAAUGGAACAGCACACUUUCUGGAGCAUAUGGCUUUCAAGGGCACCAAAAAGAGAUCCCAGUUAGAUCUGGAACUUGAGAUUGAAAAUAUGGGUGCUCAUCUCAAUGCCUAUACCUCCAGAGAGCAGACUGUAUACUAUGCCAAAGCUUUCUCUAAAGACUUGCCAAGAGCUGUAGAAAUUCUUGCUGAUAUAAUACAAAACAGCACAUUGGGAGAAGCAGAGAUUGAACGUGAGCGUGGAGUAAUCCUUAGAGAGAUGCAGGAAGUUGAAACCAAUUUACAAGAAGUUGUUUUUGAUUAUCUUCAUGCCACAGCUUAUCAAAAUACUGCACUUGGACGGACAAUUUUGGGACCAACAGAAAAUAUCAAAUCUAUAAGUCGUAAGGACUUAGUGGAUUAUAUAACCACACAUUAUAAGGGACCAAGAAUAGUGCUUGCUGCUGCUGGAGGUGUUUCCCAUGAUGAACUGCUUGACUUAGCAAAGUUUCAUUUUGGUGACUCUUUAUGCGCACACAAAGGAGAAAUACCAGCUCUGCCUCCCUGCACAUUCACAGGAAGUGAGAUUCGUGUGAGGGAUGACAAGAUGCCUUUGGCGCACCUUGCAAUAGCUGUUGAAGCUGUUGGUUGGGCACAUCCAGAUACAAUCUGUCUCAUGGUUGCAAACACGCUGAUUGGCAACUGGGAUCGCUCUUUUGGAGGAGGAAUGAAUUUAUCUAGCAAGCUGGCCCAGCUCACUUGUCAUGGCAAUCUUUGCCAUAGCUUUCAGUCUUUCAACACUUCCUACACAGAUACAGGAUUAUGGGGACUGUAUAUGGUUUGUGAACCAGCCACUGUUGCAGACAUGCUACAUGUUGUUCAGAAAGAAUGGAUGCGGCUCUGUACAAGUGUCACCGAAAGUGAAGUCGCACGAGCCAAAAAUCUCCUGAAAACAAACAUGUUGUUGCAGCUUGAUGGUUCAACUCCAAUUUGUGAAGAUAUUGGUAGGCAAAUGUUAUGCUAUAAUAGAAGGAUUCCCAUCCCUGAGCUUGAAGCAAGAAUUGAUGCUGUGAAUGCUGAGACAAUUCGAGAAGUAUGUACCAAAUAUAUUUAUAAUAGGAGUCCAGCUAUUGCUGCUGUUGGUCCCAUUGAGCAACUACCAGAUUUUAAACAGGUUUGCAGUAACAUGUGUUGGCUUCGUGGUUAAAAUGCUCGUUAUCAAGGUUAUUUGAACACAUGUAUUUAUAAAACUGAGAUCUAGAAAAAAAUAAAAAUGAACAUGUAUAUACAUUUGAAUGAAAACAUGUAUAUACAUCUGGAAAUUUGAAUGAAAUACUGUAUCAUACUUUCAAAGGAUAAAAAGACUACCCCUCUGAAGGUUGUUUUGUAUUAAUGGUCAAUCUUUGUUCUCUGAGAAAUUAUGUUGCAAGCAGCAUACUUUCAAAUUACUACCAUAAGUAUAAUUUUAAGAAUGAAAAUGUUUACAGUAUUUUCAGUUUUAUUAUAAAAAUGCACAUACAACAAAGAUUGUCAUUAAGUCAUUUCUUGGCUCUGCUUGCAUUCAGCACUUGUUCUUGAGCAGCUUUCUUUGCUUUUACCAUCUCGACAAGUUCCUAGGAAGGGAGAAAGGAAGUUGUCAGAAUUUAAAAACAGACAUUUUAAUCUAGUGUUUGGUAUAAAGAAUUCAAACAACUAAGACAGUACUAAGUAUACCAAUUUCACUGCCUGCCAGGGCCUAGAAAGUUUCUAAAGUUGCUCAUUUAUUCCUAAUAAUAUUGGCCCUAUAACUACUGGUGUUGAAAUAAGCACUAUAUUAUUAACCACUUAAUAUAAAAUGUGAGCUAUAUAACCCACGUAAAAUUUAAAAUACAACAAUCUAUAAACUCUUAAGUCUGCAACCUUAUAUCGUUUCAUGCAGUCCUUCUUUGUCCUGCCAGGCACUGCUUCUGCUAUUUUUUCCCAUCUUUCAGGUGUAUUUACUGGGUAUGUUUUCAAAGCUUGUUCCAAAAGCUUCUGUUCUUCUGUUGUCCAAGGGGUGAAGUCCGUAUAUGGACCUGUUUAAGAAAAAUUUUUAUUUGAAAACUGUCUUGUUCAGAACAUGUUCCCAGACAAGUCUUGUGGUCCACAAGUGUCCGCUAAGUGCCCAUUUCAGUCUAGGAUGUGUCAUUUUGAAAUAAACUUACAGAGAUGAGAGAUACAUAUAUCCCUCUGAGUGUUAAGAAGAGAAAAAACUUUAGAUGACUCCCAUCCCAGAAAAUAAAAUCUCAAAGGCUUUUUAAAACACAAGAGUAAAGAUCUGCCUUGUACUGUUUAUCUCUUAUAAAUCAAUGUAAUAUACCCACUAGACUGGAAAAAAGCCAUAUUUAAAUUUAUAGUACUGUUGGACUCUCGGGCUCAAAAACACAACCACAAUUCAUUGAGAGUUCUGAUAAAUCUACUUCCUUACAGGAUAGGUAAAAGAGCUUCCUCACAGUUAAACUUUUGCUGGAUAGAAACCCUGGAAACCAUUUUUGUUUUACACUGAAGGAAACAAACCUAGCAAAAUUAAGCCAAGUGCCCAAGGUACCAGUGCCGAAGAGGCAAGCUGAGAUUAGAUUGUGUUGUAGUGUGGUGUUCUCUUCACCACAUCUGCUAAAAUCUUGGGAGCCAAUGCUGAACAUUUCCAAUAACUGCUAUUGUGGUUUUUCAACUAAACCUUUAAUAUUUCAGAAAACAUCUAAGAUGUGUGUCAGAAACAAAUGUAUUUCUUAAGGAUGUUAAGUAUUACACAGUCCACUUGUGUAGGUAAAAGGAGAAUGUUAAGUGGCAGAGAGCUGAUUUGGUUAAGUCAAUGGACUUCUGGCAAUUUAGUUAUUUCAGACUAUGCAGUGACAACACAGACUUAAUAUUACCAGUACCCUGACUACUACUUGAAACUGCAUCCUGUGAGAUCUGUCACAAAGUUAAGCCUAGAAACCAAAGUUCCUUUCCAAUUAAAGAAGGAAAAAAAAAAA
Cercocebus atys (sooty mangabey) is the source of this 3292-nucleotide messenger RNA. RefSeq names its product peptidase (mitochondrial processing) beta (gene PMPCB). The transcript has 13 exons. Gene Ontology annotation, molecular function: metalloendopeptidase activity; metal ion binding. NCBI's taxonomy places the organism in Eukaryota, Metazoa, Chordata, Mammalia, Primates, Cercopithecidae. The record is from RefSeq and is a predicted model, not a curated record. Gene Ontology annotation, cellular component: mitochondrion. The coding region runs from base 34 to 1506 and encodes 490 amino acids.